AUGAUUCCUAAGCCAAUAUCUUAAGCUCAUAGUAAUUUGAUAAAAAAUUUUAUGGAUAGUAACAUUUCUAGAUAGAUUACUAAAUCUCAUAAUUUUCUAAUUGGAAUCGAUAAGUAAGGUUGGGCUAUUCCAUAUUAAAUUAAACUUCAAACUUGCAUGAUUGGUUUAUCUGAUUAUGGAGUAACUGCUUAGAUUAAAUAAAUAUAAGAAGGUUUUUUAUAUUUGUCUGUAGAUUUAGGAAAAAAUUUUAAUGUAAUUACAUGCUCAUAGAUGCUUUUUAAUACUCUCUUUAAAGAAAAUCAUAAUAGGCAUUCACUUGAUUAAAUAAGACUAGAUUUAUAUAUGCCAACUUUAGCUAGCUUUACUAAAAAAAAACAAUAUGAAAACUCUUAUUAUGAGACAAUAUUUGUGAAACCAAAAAAUAAAAGCCAAGUUCAAUUUGAUAAUUUGAAAUAAUCACCAGAAUUUAUAGAAUUACUACUGUAGAUGGACAUAUUUAAAAUAAUAGCAUAGUGCACAUUCAUAGAAAAUAAAUUUACUUAAAUUUUAUAAUUAAAAAUUAAUGAAGUAGAUUUGAUUGAAGAAAAUGACUAUAAAAUAGAAUUUUUAAAAUAAACAAUGGACCAUUUAGAGCAAUUCCAAUUAAUUUCUUAAGAAUUUACUCAAUAGCAAAAGUAAAUUUUAGAUUAAAAAAGCAAAUUUUUUGCUAAAUAAAAACAAAAUUCUCUCACUUAAAACGAAAUUAAUGAAGAUAGUAGAAAUUUUAUUUCUGAAAAAACAUAUAGUGGAUCUAACAACAGCAAUUUAAAAUAUAUUUCAAAUGAAAAUAUUAUUUAAAAUUCUAGAUAAACGAUCUAAUAACUGGAUUUUACUUCAAAAAGUUAGCAAAAUAGUAUUGUAGAAACUACAAAACUAAAAGAGUAUUCAUAAUAAUUCAGCUACUACAAAGUUUAAGAAGAAAAUUAAGCUGAAAACAAUACACCUUAGUAGAUUCAAGCAGAAAUAAGUAGUUAACCUGAAAUUUUAUUCUCCUCAAUAAAUAUUUUAAGUACUAAAAGGGAUAGUACUAAAAAUAUCUAAUAGUAGCAAAAUUUGGUUUCUCCAAAUAUUAUAGCCAAAAAUCCAAUUUUAGAUUAAAAUUAUCAUUUUAAUUCUAUAGAUACAAUUGAGUAAUUUGCUUUAGAUAACUACCUUAAUCCAAAAAACAUUAGUCACUUUCAAACAAAUUUGAAUUUUGAUUAAUUUAUAUAAAAGUCUUAUAAAAUUGUUAGCAGGAUGAGAUAUUUAAGUUAAUCAAAUAUGAUUAAAUCAUUCAAAUAAAAAGUGAAAUCCUGUGAAUUGAACUUGGAAACGAAAUCUUUUAUUAAAACAAAAACCCUAAGAGAUAAACAAAAGUAAUUCAUUAACAAAAAGAUUGGAUCACUUCAAAAACUUCAAGAGGCAAGCAUAUAAUCUUAGAAAUCUGAAAAUUCCUACAAAAAGUAAAAUAUUUUUUUUUGA
Messenger RNA from Tetrahymena thermophila SB210, 1500 nucleotides. RefSeq lists its product as hypothetical. The record is from RefSeq and is a predicted model, not a curated record. The transcript has 2 exons. NCBI's taxonomy places the organism in Eukaryota, Ciliophora, Oligohymenophorea, Hymenostomatida, Tetrahymenidae.